UUACAGACCGAUAUGGAAACGAUACCAGGACAAAGCGUUCCGCAUAAAUGAAAUAAACAUCUGUUUUUACAGACAGAAUUUAUUCAAUUUAUUCGACGGUCUUAGAUAUUACUUACAAUAACGUUUAAAUUAAGAAAUCUUAUUUUAAAAAUCGCUAAAAUGUUAUAUGUUAUUUGUGGGUAAAUCAUCGUUCGGGUGUUGUGUGUCAGUGAUUUUCUUCCCCUAGAAAACACACAGUCCAUGAUUAGAUAAAGAAAAGAGAGAAAAUUCGGAUUAUUUUCGCUUGUAAACCUACAAAACUAGAUUUUUAACUGCUUGUGUUAUGAGUUGUAAUUUUAUGCCAGUGUAACAUCUGAUAUUUUUCAACAGAAAAGAAAAGAAAAGAGUAGCAGCUAUAAUGCUCUAGUCAUCAGUUGCUUUGAUAGAAAGCCAUGGCAUGCUGAUAAAUACAGGUUAUAAUAAUUAGGUUAUAACAAGGUUAUAAGCGCUUUAGUGCCAUGCCAUGGACAGAGAGACGUUAGGUGCAUGCAGCAGCCUGGUGAAGUUGGACCGUCAGCCAUGCGCUCAGCUGCAGCCGUCUCACUUUCUGCACUACAUCCAGACAGAAAUCCCCUACAGCCUGUUCUUCAGCAAACACCUGCUGAACAACCAGCCGUGCAUGUUCUCCUCCAGCUUCACCCAGAACUGGAGCUGCAGGAGCCGCUGGGUCGGCCACGACGGCAAGCCCGACCUCCACACACUCCUGCAGGAGUUUGACGAGACGCCGGUACCAGUGGCAGACUGCAACACCAAAGAGUACAACUCCAACCCCAAACACACCAUGAGCUUCAGAGAUUUCCUCUCGUACUGGAGGGACUACAUCCAGAACGGACAUUCCUCACCUAAAGGCUGUCUUUACCUGAAGGACUGGCACAUGCACAGGAUGUUUCCAGAGCACCACGCCUACACCACGCCCAUCUACUUCUCCUCUGAUUGGCUGAACGAGUACUGGGACACGCUGGACGUGGACGACUAUCGCUUCGUCUACAUGGGGCCUAAAGGAUCCUGGACGCCGUUCCACGCCGACGUGUUCCGCUCCUACAGCUGGUCAGCAAACAUCUGCGGCCGUAAGAAAUGGCUGCUGUACCCCCCGGGGCAGGAGGAGUUCCUGCGAGACUGCCAUGGAAACCUGGCAUAUGAUGUCACAUCCCCCGCCCUGCAGGAUCAGCGUCAUUUCCCACGAUUCAGUGAGGCGUGUCGCCCCCUGGAGGUCAUUCAGGAGGCUGGAGAGAUCCUGUUCGUCCCCAGCGGCUGGCAUCAUCAAGUCUACAACCUGGAGGACACCAUCUCCAUUAACCAUAACUGGCUGAAUGGCUGUAAUGUGGAUGUGGUGUGGGAGUUCCUGCAGGGGGAGCUGAAGUCUGUACAGAAGGAGAUAGACGAGUGGAGGGACACCAUGGAUUCAUGGGACAAUCACUGUCAGGUGAUGAUGAAAUCGUGUACGGGGAUCGACUACGCAGAAUUCGCCUCCUUCCUCAAAACCAUCGCUAAUCACCGCAUCUCCUUCCUGUCGUCUCGCCACGGAAACGCGUUCUCCGAGACGCUGAGUGCUCUUGGGCCUCACCACGCGACCUUUGACCUUCAGAGGGUGGCUCAUAUCUUAGAGAGCAUGCUCAGCAACGAGGAUUUUAAGCGAGUGGAGGUGUCUGCGCUGGGCUUUAACGUGGAGGAGCUGCUGCAGGAGAUCAGAGACGCCAUCAGCAAACACAACACCGCAUACUGAACACCUUCAGCACCUUUAAACACCAUUCAGCACAACAUCAAAUAACCGAUGAUCAGCUCACACCUCGCGGAGAAUCAUCCUGAGCAUCCCUGUUUCAGUGUUACUAAUUAAUAACUCAUUAAUAAACUAUUUAUUAACGAGCCGCAGUCACUCUGUUUAAUUCAGAGCAAAACACACACACUUACAGGAUAUUUUAAAAAUAAACUUCUUAUACACAUUA
Pangasianodon hypophthalmus (striped catfish) is the source of this 1982-nucleotide messenger RNA. It is a transcript of the gene jmjd4, whose product is annotated as jumonji domain containing 4. Gene Ontology annotation, cellular component: nucleus; cytoplasm. The coding region runs from base 503 to 1762 and encodes 419 amino acids. Gene Ontology annotation, molecular function: histone H4R3 demethylase activity; sequence-specific DNA binding. The record is from RefSeq and is a predicted model, not a curated record. Gene Ontology annotation, biological process: negative regulation of gene expression; positive regulation of translational termination; protein hydroxylation. Lineage: Eukaryota; Metazoa; Chordata; Actinopteri; Siluriformes; Pangasiidae. The transcript has 6 exons.